AGUCAUUUUUGAGCAAAUUUUGCAAAAAUGGCCGAAUUUAUUGUUAACUGCAAUUUGUGUUUAUUAAGAUACAGUCCGAAUGUAUCUUUUUACGUGACAACAUGUGGACAUAUGAAAUGUGAACCUUGCACAGCAAAAUCAGAUGAUAAGACAAAAUGUGCAGUAUGCAAAUCACCUGCUCAGUUAAUACCGAUAAAUAACAACCUCAACCCGGAAAUGCUACCAUUCUUUCGUCCACUAAGCUAUAGUGUGGACCAAGCGAAACAGAUAUCCAAAUUUCAAGACCAAAACAAGACUAUAAUUAUAAAAAACUUGAAGAACAAGUGUAAAUUUGUAAAAGGAGAAAUGGUUAAAUGUUACGGAGCGCUACACGACUUAAAACGAGAGAAUGCCUCGCUUCAUUUGCAGCUACAGAAUAUGCUGAAAGCCGCAUCUGGAAACAAAUCGGUACCGAACAGACCUCCGAUAUUUCCUACAUCCGAUUGUUCGGCGUCCUCAUCGAUUUUUUCCAUUCAGCCGAAUGCUCUCGGAAGCAACCCCACGCUAUUCCCUCAAUCGACGACACCUUGGACCAAUUCUUCGCGUAUCGGAACUCGCAUGAACGCGCAUCGACCGUUUAAUUCCCGACAAACCUUCAUGACACCCUCCGCAUCGUCAGUGGCGGAUGAUUCGUCCGAGAGUUGUUUCGAUCGAAGACCGUCAAGGGGUAGAAUUCACCCAGUAAUGAUGCCGUUUCGAAACCUAAAGAAAUAAAUCCAAUUAGCUGCGACUCACAUGAUCUAUGAUUAUUACGUUGUUUGUGUUACAUCAUGAAUUUAAUUUAACUUUAGGUUUAAUUAAUUAAUUUUUGUUUUGGAAGUAGGUGUAGGUAUCACAUUAAGUUUUAUGCAAUUUACGACAAUAUUUCACUGUACUUUUUGAGUUUGUAUUAUAUGUCUCUCUCUAUCUGAAUCAACUUGAUGAAAAGAGACAAACUUGGGUUACCUAAAAAAUAAAUUUGAAAAAUCUCGA
This is a messenger RNA of Photinus pyralis (common eastern firefly), 1011 nucleotides long. RefSeq names its product RING finger protein 212B-like. The coding region runs from base 28 to 753 and encodes 241 amino acids. Gene Ontology annotation, molecular function: SUMO transferase activity. Gene Ontology annotation, biological process: reciprocal meiotic recombination; protein sumoylation; homologous chromosome pairing at meiosis. NCBI's taxonomy places the organism in Eukaryota, Metazoa, Arthropoda, Insecta, Coleoptera, Lampyridae. The record is from RefSeq and is a predicted model, not a curated record. Gene Ontology annotation, cellular component: synaptonemal complex. The transcript has 5 exons.